UCUGAUAUCAAUAUCUAUAUAUACAUAUAUAUAUACACUCGACAAUGGACACCAUAAAGAUGGACACGGACGCGAACGCUUCUGCCGCCACCACGGAUGCCCCAGUCAUCGGGGCGGGCGGCACGACCAGGGACAGGAUCCAGAAUUUCCUGUCCCCCAACCAAAUCGAGGUCUUCAGUGACCAGUCCCUCGUCUGGGACUUUGACGACUGCGAGACCCUUGAAGAACAGUUUGACUGCGGACUCAAGGGUCUCGAACAACUCCGCAGCGAGGUGGUGGAGGCGACCCGGGAGGGCAACCAGCGUGCCCUCAUGGACACCGUCACUGCAUCCAAGGAGCUGCAGGACCUGAUGGCGGGUCUGGCGGGCGAGGCUGAGCAGACAGCCAUCGACAUGCUCGCGCUCAAGGUCCAGGAGUCAAGAAUAAGACUUGAGCCCUGGAAGGACGCCGUCGCCGUCGCGGACAAGUGGGAGGGUGUCGCCUGGAAAGUCGCCAAGCGCCACGACGACAUGUUGGCGCAGCUGGACGCGGCGCUGCUGCUCAUGGAGAAGCAGUGCGUCUUCGCCAAGCUCUGCUGGAGCUCCUUGUCGUGGGAUGCCAGACGCGUCUUCUGCGCCGAACUCGGUGGCCUGCCGCAGGGAGCGCUGUGGUCUGACGGCUUCAAGGCCGAACACUUUCAGAAGCUGCGCUCGGACGACAACAUGUGGUCUGUUCGGAUGAAGUGGACGGCCUAUAAAGGAGCGACUAGACUGCCCCGGUAUAUCUUCCUGGAUAGUAGACGCAGCGGCGGCAAAGAGCAGACGCUGGUCCUGUGGGCCAAGGUUGAUCCUGCGGCCUCGGGCGAUGUGGAGCGUGUGCUUGAGGUCGAGGUUCGGCUACGGAAUAGACUCUUAUCGAAUCUCCGGGUUGAUGCUGCUUGGUUGUUUAGGAUGAUGACUUAUUGA
Molecule: messenger RNA, 944 nt
Organism: Trichoderma reesei QM6a
Lineage: Eukaryota; Fungi; Ascomycota; Sordariomycetes; Hypocreales; Hypocreaceae
Exons: 1
Coding region: 45-944 (299 amino acids)
Source: RefSeq, a predicted model, not a curated record